AAACCUAACCGCCGUUUAAACCUUCCGCUGACAUUGACCAUUAAACCUAAUCCUCGAGGGCACUGCUUACACACACAUUACCUUGAGAAUCAGAGGAAGCAACGAUCUGCUAAGUUCGGCUGCUUCAUCUAUGGCCGCUGUAAAGGAUUCGGGCUUCGAAGCCCUUGAGAAGCUUAAAUCAACUGAACCACCUGUUUUUCUAGCGCCGAGCUCGAUCUCAGAGGUGGCUCGUGCUGCGUCUCAGUAUCUCUUCACCAAGCUGAAGCCGCACAACCCUAAGUCUCCUUUCGACGAGCUCUUGGUUGAUGGUUUCGACGCGGAGCAGAUUUGGCAGCAGAUUGAUAUGCAGUCUCAGCCUUUGCUGUCAAGCUUGCGUCAUGAAGUCAAGCGGUUUGCUAAAAGCCCUAAAGAGAUUCGCAAAAUUGGAGAUUUGGCGGUCGAGGCUUCUCAUGAAGGGGAUGUCGAUGAGAUGGAUAUGGAUGAUGAUAAUGAUGUUGAGGAUGACGAUGAUGAGCUCGAAGCUGAUGAAAGCGAAGGAGAAGAGGAAGAGGAGGAUGGAGAAGAAGAAGAGGAAGAUGAAGAGGAGGAGGAGGAGGAGGAGGAGAAUGAAGGAAUAGAGGACAAGUUCUUCAAGAUAAAAGAUUUGGAGGAUUUCUUAGAGGAGGGUGAAGCUCAAGAGUAUGGGACGGACUACAAAAACAAGAAAGGAUUGUCAAAGGGAAAGAAUCAAAAUUUGAGUGAUGAUGAUGAUGAUUAUGAUGAGGAAGAAGAUGAAGAUGAAGAUGAGGAGGAUGAGGAGUUUGGUGCUUUUGCUGGUGAUGACAACGAAGACGCUGACAAUUUGGGAAAGGCGAGGUAUGAAGAUUUCUUUGGUGGUAAAAAGAAAGAGACAACAAGGACGAUGAAAGAUGUCAUUGAAGAUGAGGAAGCUGGAGAUGGAAGCCAGGGCACUGAAAAACUCUCUACCCAUGAGAAAGAACUGCUAAAGCUUCAAUCCAAGAUUGAACAGAUGGAGAAAGCAAACUUAGAUCCUAAACACUGGACUAUGCAGGGAGAGGUAACUGCUACAAAGAGGCCAAAGAAUAGUGCUUUAGAAGUUGAUUUAGAUUUUGAGCACAAUGCCAGGCCUCCUCCUGUAAUCACAGAAGAGGUCACAGCCUCACUUGAGGAUAUGAUCAAGAGCCGAAUCAUUGAGGCUCGUUUUGAUGAUGUUCAACGUGCGCCUAGCCUGCCCACUAAAUCCAAAAGAGAAGCCAAGGAAUUGGACGAUAGUAAAAGCAAGAAAGGUCUGGCCGAAGUUUACGAGGAAGAAUACGUGCAGAAAUUUAAUCCAGCCUUUGCUCCAGCUACUUUCUCUGAUGAACUAAAGAAAGAGGCAAGCAUGCUAUUCAAGAAACUAUGCCUGAAGUUGGAUGCUCUCUCCCACUUCCACUUUACACCUAAGCCAGUAAUAGAAGAAAUGUCUAUACAGACAAACGUCCCAGCCAUAGCAAUGGAAGAGGUUGCGCCAGUGGCAGUGUCAGAUGCAGCAAUGCUUGCUCCAGAGGAAAUAUUUGCGGGUACAGGCAAGAUUAAGGAUGAGUCAGAGCUUACACAGGAAGAGAGGAAGAGAAGGAGAGCUAAGAAGAAGAGAAAGUUCAAAGCUGAAUCUGCAAAUCAUCCGGUGAAGAAGGCGCGGGAUACUAAUACAGAGAUCCAUAACACCGUUGCAGGCAAUGACUAACUGGUGAAAGAU
This is a messenger RNA of Brassica oleracea var. oleracea, 1735 nucleotides long. RefSeq names its product U3 small nucleolar ribonucleoprotein protein MPP10-like. NCBI's taxonomy places the organism in Eukaryota, Viridiplantae, Streptophyta, Magnoliopsida, Brassicales, Brassicaceae. Bases 131 to 1723 code for a protein of 530 amino acids. The record is from RefSeq and is a predicted model, not a curated record. The transcript is spliced from 13 exons. Gene Ontology annotation, cellular component: nucleus; Mpp10 complex; sno(s)RNA-containing ribonucleoprotein complex. Gene Ontology annotation, biological process: rRNA processing.